Sclerotinia borealis F-4128 is the source of this 3612-nucleotide messenger RNA. The record is from the annotation of a GenBank genome assembly. Lineage: Eukaryota; Fungi; Ascomycota; Leotiomycetes; Helotiales; Sclerotiniaceae.
AUGGAUUCAACAACAAUUCCAAGAAACUCUGCGGGGAGCACCCCAUCUUCGAGUCCAGGUCUAUUCAGUCCUUCGAGUUUACAUCGUCAGUCUGUACCGCUUUUCGACCAUGGAACUCCCCAUUCGAGUCCUUAUCUACAUCCUUUACAGAUGCAUAGAGUGAGAGAAACUCACAAAGCACAAGUCGAACAAGAUUUCAUUACUGGGAGGAAACUCAUAAAUCAAUAUGAAAUUAUCGAUGAAAUUGGGAGAGGUGUACAUGGAAAAGUCAAAUUGGCCAGGAGUCUUGAAACCCAGGAUUAUGUCGCCAUCAAAAUCAUACAAAGAUUCUCAAAGAAAAGAAGACUUGGAAGGGUUACCGUCGCUCCCGAGGAUAAAACCAAGAGGGAGAUUGCCAUUCUCAAAAAGAUACGUCACCCCAAUGUUGUCGGUCUACUGGAAAUUAUCGAUGAUCCGGAAUUGAAGAAAAUAUACAUGGUUCUUGAACACGUCGAAUUAGGGGAAAUAGUAUGGCGUCGGAAGGGGGUGCGGAAGAUAUCCCUAUAUGAACGGCGAAGGAUUGAAAGAGAAAUUCGGGGAGAGGAUGAUCAAGGAAAUGAUGAGGCCUAUUUCGAAACACUCAAACGUCGGCGACAACGGAAAGAGAUGAACAGAGCAAGGCUUUUUCAAUUCCAAGGAAAUGGAGAAUUCUGGAGUUUGGAACAUGGAGAUGACGACGGAGAAGAAGAAGAUCGUUCCGAAUUACCAUCUCUAUCGCGAGUUACCACACGAGACUCUUUCGUAUCCCUAUCGCAUACAUCCAUAGUCCGAUCAAAUCCUGUAUCUAUCAGAAGUUCUCGAGCCACAUCUAGAGCACCAACUGCACAGAGUUCCCGUGCCCCUACACCGUUACCGGGAUCCAUAGACUACGACAUAGGACCAAUAGAUAGUGACAACGAGGAAGAUGCAAUCGGCUCGUACGUUUCACAUGCUUCGGAUCUGGCUUUGGAAGGUACAAUGUAUGGUUGUUACACAGAAGAUCCAAUGUACCGGGGAAGAUCUCCUAGUAUGGCGGACAGUAUUAUUUCUCACAUGUCGUCAGUAGAUGGCAUGGCGCAACACGAUGCUUUCGAAGACGAUUUCUCUUAUGUUCCAUGCUUUACUUUGGAUCAAGCGAGGUCGGCUUUUCGAGACACUGUUCUAGGAUUGGAGUACUUACACUACGAAGGUAUCGUUCAUCGAGAUAUCAAGCCUGCUAAUUUACUAUGGACAAAGGAUCAUCGCGUCAAGAUAUCUGAUUUCGGUGUCUCAUACUUCGGUCGACCUAUCAGAGAAGGGGAAACAGAAGAGAACAUCUCCGAAGCUGAUGCAACCGACUUUGAUGAUGAUCUAGAGUUAGCUAAGACGGUUGGGACACCUGCUUUCUUUGCCCCCGAAUUGUGCUAUACCGACAUAGAUAUCGAACAACCAAAGAUCACUGAGCAGAUUGACGUGUGGUCUUUGGGCAUUACUUUAUACUGCCUAAUAUAUGCCCGCAUUCCGUUCAUGGCUGAGGAUGAGUAUCAAUUGUUCAAGGCUAUUGCAAAAGAGGAUGUCUAUAUUCCCAAAAAACGAUUAAAGGCUGUCGAUCCAGGAAGUUCAACCUCAAACUUUAGUAGAAGGAUGGGACCAUGGGAUGGGCCGUAUAGAGAUGAGGGGGAUCUGUCUUAUGAGGAAAUCGAUGAUGAACUAUAUGAUUUACUCAGGAGAAUGUUGAUCAAAGACCCUGCCGAGCGGAUCAAGCUUCGAGAAGUCAAACGACACCCAUGGACGAUUAAAGGCAUUGAGAAUAUUAUUGGAUGGCUUGAUGAUACUGAUCCAUCACGCAGGACCGCAGGACGCAGGAUUGAAGUUGAUAAGAGCGAAUUGGAACGCGCUGUCGUACCUAUUACCUUUUUGGAGCGAGCUCGAUCGACAUUGAAAAAGACUUUAGGCAAGGUCACUAGUGUGAUGAGAAAUGAUAGGAGUGAAGGAUCUCGCAAGAGGGCUACAAGCAAUGCCACAAAUACAAGUUCAGGUGCCGAAAACCCCACCCAUCCUCCACCAUACACUCCCAUCUUGCGCGAGCUGAUUCGUCGGGCAAGUCUUCGUGGAGAUGAAUACUUUUCAACCAUUGGUGAUUCUCACAAUGAUCACCAUAAAGAGUCAACGGAGCAUCCUUUAGCUCAGAGCCUAACGGCUAGCCCCGAUUUGGUAGCAUGCGAUCCAUUUCAGCAAGCAUUUUCCCUUUCUUCCCCGGUAGGAGCCACCCCCAGACGUUCUGGAUCCUCUUUAGCAUCUUCAAAUUUUGAUGCGAGACCAGGUCCACCGGAGCGCACUAUCUCGGGGACGCCAUCGAUUGCGACGGUCGUUCCUAGAGGUCACUCAUAUUCGCGAUCGGUAAAUCACGUCCUUUCCACAAGUCCCCCUGCAGAAGAAUGUCCAAGAACACCAGGACUAUUUACGGAUCAUAUGGGUCAAAUAUUUGGUGGACAUCUAUGGAACCCUAGGGGUCGGGAAUCCUUGAUGGAGAUUGAUGAAGGUGGUUCAUCGAGGGCUAGAUCCGUCGACAGGGGUCUUUUUAACGCGGAAGACAAGCAUGCAUCCGCCAGCGUUGCAAUCAGCACUGCAGUUGCCCCGGGACAUUUUGACCAUCCCCGUCCGACCCAUUCCCCCAAGACUAGCCCGAUCAACAGCUUUUUCGACAGGUCAAUACCCUCGCCCUUGUUCUUCCAACAUUGGAAUCUUAACAACCCUCAAUCGUUUUCGUCAGCAUCGACGCCUAACGUGAUGAGUACCCAAUAUGCCGCAUCAAUUCUUGACGAUAGACCCGCUACAGCCAACCGAACCCCAGAAGAAAAAACCUCUGAACCACGAACAUUUGGGGCGAGUACACCUGAUCCGUUUGGAAGAGCUCGAGAACAACUUGAUCGACGCAGGAAAAUUGAAGCAGAUUUACAUGCAAAGAGAGUUGGGUUUCACAGCUCGAAACUGAAAAUAAAAACUGCUUCAUCAAGAAAUUGUCCGCCGUCACCUGAUGAUGAAUGCUUCGCUCAAGAACAGGAAGCUGCGAAACGUGCUCGGUCAUAUAGCUCGGUCAACUCAACAAACAUAAUCUCGCCAGGUGAUAUGACCUUCCCGUCCGAUGUGAACUCGCCAAUCUCCUCGGUAGCUCUUGGUUCACAAGAACAGUUCUUCCCAUCGGUGCCUUCAUUACCUGCUUUAGUAUCUGGUUCAUCAUCUGUUUCUGCUGAUCCAGAGGGUGAUAUGCUUCAAGAUCCUGGCAUGUGUCAUUCGCAAUUCGUCUACGAUACCUCCGAAACUCUCACACCACCUUUGUUUUCUAAGCAAUCUUCCGCAAACAAAACUCCCACAAUUACGGAUGAUCAUGUUUCUAUUCAUCCUUAUGCAGAUACGGAUGAAGAGGGAUACAAUGGUGAUGGUGAUAACAGUAUGAAUGCGGGUUUGGAUGACUCGGAUAGUGAUGAGGGGCUUACGAUGACGAGGAAGAAACCAACGGCUAAAUUGGCAGGGAUGGGUAGUCAUGGUAGAAGAGGUACGAAUGCAAGUGUUGGGAGCACAGAUACUGCCAAGAAAGUCUCGAUGGAGGGAUAA